Myodes glareolus (Bank vole) is the source of this 13054-nucleotide messenger RNA. The record is from RefSeq and is a predicted model, not a curated record. Lineage: Eukaryota; Metazoa; Chordata; Mammalia; Rodentia; Cricetidae.
GCGGGCCACCGCCCUCCAAUGCGUGCUGCGUUCCGGCUCCUCCCUCUCCCGCCUCCUGGUCCCCGCCAUGGUGCUGGAGUCGGUGGUCGCAGACUUGCUGAACCGCUUCCUAGGGGACUACGUGGAGAACCUGAACAAGUCCCAGCUAAAGCUGGGAAUCUGGGGCGGUAAUGUGGCUUUAGAUAAUCUGCAGAUAAAAGAAAAUGCUCUGAGUGAAUUGGAUGUUCCUUUCAAAGUCAAGGCUGGCCAAAUCGAUAAAUUAACUUUGAAGAUUCCUUGGAAAAACCUUUAUGGAGAAGCAGUUGUUGCCACCCUAGAAGGAUUAUACCUGCUUGUAGUCCCUGGAGCAAGUAUUAAGUAUGAUGCAGAGAAAGAAGAAAAAUCCUUGCAGGAUAUUAAGCAGAAGGAACUUACCAGAAUCGAAGAAGCCCUUCAAAAAGCAGCAGAGAAAGAUAAGCCCAAAGAAGCAAAAAAAGAUACAUUUUUGGAAAAAUUGGCAACUCAAGUAAUAAAAAAUGUUCAAGUGAAAAUCACAGACAUUCACAUUAAAUAUGAAGAUGACGUCACUGAUCCAGAAAGGCCGCUUUCAUUUGGUGUCACAUUGGGAGAAUUUAGUCUGUUGACGACAAAUGAACACUGGACUCCGUGCAUUUUAAAUGAAGCAGAAAAAAUUAUAUAUAAGCUUGUGAAACUUGACAGUCUCAGUGCCUAUUGGAAUGUCGCCUGCUGCAUGUCUUACCAUGGAUCCAGGGAGCAUAUCUUGGAUCAGCUGAAGCAUGAAAUUCUUACAAGUAAAAACAUCCCUCCAGAUCAUCAGUACAUUUUCCAGCCAAUAUCAGCCUCUGCAAAGCUCUACAUGAAUCCCUGUGCAGAAUCAGAGCUCAAAACACCCAAACUUGAUGGGAACAUAGAAGUCCAAAAUAUUGCCAUUGAGCUGACGAAGCCCCAGUACUUAAGCAUGAUUGACUUUUUGGAGUCGCUGGAUUAUAUGGUUAGAAAUGUACCAUAUAGGAAGUAUAAACCUUGCUUACCACUUCACACCAAUUGUCGGCAAUGGUGGAAAUAUGCAAUUGAUUCUGUUCUUGAAGUUCAUAUAAGAAGAUAUACUCAGAUGUGGUCAUGGAGUAACAUAAAAAAACAUAGGCAGUUACUCAAGAGUUACAAAAUUGCCUACAAAAACAAGUUAACACAAGCAAAAGUCUCAGAAGAAAUACAAAGACAAAUUCAGGACUUGGAGAAGAGUCUAGAUGUUUUUAACAUUAUUUUAGUGAGACAACAAGCACAAGUUGAGGUCAUUCAUUCUGGGCAGAAGUUAAGGAAAAAGUCUGCUGAGGCAGGCGAGAAACGUGGCUGGUUUAGUGGGUUUUGGGGAAAGAAAGAGUCCAAGAAGAAAGAUGAGGACUCAUUGAUCCCUGAAACCAUCGAUGACCUUAUGACUCCAGAGGAGAAAGAAAAGUUCUUCACUGCCAUUGGCUACAGUGAGAGCACCUACAACUUUGCUUUGCCCAAGCAAUAUGUGGCCCAUAUACUGACUCUGAAGUUGGUGAGCACCUCUAUCAUAAUAAGAGAAAACAGGAAUGUUCCAGAAAUCCUGAGAAUUCAGAUAAUUGGCUUGGGUACCCAAGUAUCCCAGCGGCCAGGAGCACAAGCACUUAAGAUAGAAGCAAAAUUAGAACAUUGGUACGUCACCGGCUUGCGACAACAAGACAUUGUGCCGUCGCUGGUGGCUUCCAUUGGCGAUACUUCAUCAUCCUUGCUCAAAAUUGAGUUUGAAACCAACCCUGAGAGCAGUCCUGCUGAUCAGACUCUGCUCGUCCAGUCCCAGCCUGUGGAGGUCAUCUAUGACGCUAAAACUAUCAAUGCUAUAGUUGAAUUUUUUCAGUCAGAUAAGGGGCUGGAUCUUGAGCAAAUUACAUCAGCUACAUUGAUGAAGCUGGAAGAGAUUAAGGAGAGAACAGCUACAGGACUUACACAUAUUAUUGAGACUCGGAAAGUCCUCGAUUUAAGGAUAAAUCUAAAGCCUUCUUAUCUAAUAAUUCCACAGACAGGUUUUCACCAUGAAAAGUCAAAUCUUCUCAUUUUAGACUUUGGUACUUUUCAGCUCAACAGUAAAGACCAAGGUACACAGAAGACGACUAAUUCAUCUCUGGAAGAAAUAAUAGACAAGGCAUAUGACAAGUUUGAUGUGGAGAUAAAGAGUGUGCAGUUGCUAUUUGCAAAAGCAGAGGAAAACUGGAAAAAGUGUAGAUUCCAACAUCCAUCAACUAUGCACAUAUUACAACCCAUGGAUAUUCAUGUAGAGUUGGCCAAGGCAAUGGUGGAGAAGGAUGUUAGAAUGGCCAGAUUUAAAGUGUCAGGAGGAUUGCCUUUGAUGCAUGUGAGGAUUUCUGACCAGAAGAUAAAAGAUACGCUGUGUUUGAUUAAUAGUAUACCCUUGCCACAGAAGUCGUCCACACAGUCUCCAGAGAGACAGGUAGCCUCGAUUCCUGUUCUUUCAGGUGGGACGAAAGGUCUUCUUGGCACUUCACUGUUGCUGGAUGGAUUGGAAUCAGAGUCUGAUGACGAGUAUUUUGAUGCUGAGGACGGAGAUUUGCAGACUGCUAGAACUGUGAAAGCCUCAGAACUGAAAAAAGCCUCUGAGGUUCCAAAUGAGGAGCUGGUUAACCUUCUGCUCAAGUUUGAGAUUAAAGAGGUGAUUUUGGAACUCACUAAACAACAGAAAGAAGAAGAGACAAUUUUAGUAUUUAAUGUCACCCAGUUAGGGACAGAAGCAACAAUGAGGACAUUUGAUCUGACUGCAGUGUCCUAUUUGAGAAAAAUCAGCUUGGAUUACCAUGAAAUUAAAGGAUCCAGAAAGAAGCCCCUUCACUUGAUUAGCUCUUCAGACAAACCUGGAUUGGAUCUUUUAAAAGUGGAGUAUGUUAAGGUCGAUAAGAAUGGACCUAGUUUUCAAACUACUUUUGAAAAAACUGAACAAACCAUUAAGGUGACCUUUUCAUCUUUGAAUCUGUUGCUACAAACACAAGCUCUUCUGUCUGCUCUUAACUACUUGACGACCAUCGUCCCAUCAGAUGGUGAGAACACCGGUGUUGUCAAGGAGGCGCAGGCUGCGACCGAGAAACAAAAGAACUCCCCCCUGCAGAAAGCCAUGGUGUCCUCUAGAGAUAGUGACAUUAUUAACUUUAGGCUGUUUGCCAAAUUGAAUGCUUUCUGUGUCACUAUCUGCGAUGAGAAGAGCAAUAUUGCUGAAAUCAAGAUACAAGGCCUUGAUUCUUCCCUUUCUCUUCAGUCAAAAAAGCAGUCACUUUUUGCCAGGUUGGAAAACAUUAUUGUCACAGAUGUCAACCCCAAAACAGUUCAUAAGAAAGCUGUAUCCAUAGUUGGAAAUGAAGUUUUUCGUUUUAACCUGGAUUUGUAUCCAGAUGCUACUGAAGGGGAUUCCUACACUGACAUGUCCACCGUGGAUGGGGUGGUGGCUUUGCAUGUUGGCUGUAUUCAGAUUGUAUACCUUCAUAAAUUCCUUCUCUCACUUCUGAGCUUCCUGAACAAUUUCCAAGUGGCCAAAGAGGCACUGAGUGCUGCCACUGCCCAGGCUGCAGAAAAAGCUGCCACGAGUGUGAAAGAUCUUGCCCAGAGGAGUUUUCGUGUGUCAGUCAACAUUGAUUUGAAAGCGCCGGUCAUUGUCAUUCCACAGUCCUCCGUCUCCACCAACGCGGUUGUGGUCGAUCUUGGAUUAAUUAGAGUUCACAAUCAGUUCAGUCUGGUGUCAGGUGAAGACACCGCAAGUCCUCCAGUGAUCGACAAGAUGGAGGUGCAGCUUACGAAACUGAAACUCUCUAGGACAGCAAUCCAGCCAGGCGUCUCCCAUCCUGAUAUUCAGCUGUUGCACCCAAUUAACUUAGAGUUUUUUGUCAAUCGGAAUCUAGCUGCAAAUUGGUACCAUAAGGUGCCUGUUCUAGAAAUUAAAGGGUGCCUUGAUUCAAUGAAUGUUAGUCUAAAUCAAGAGGAUCUUAAUCUGCUGUUUAGAAUACUGGCAGAAAAUCUUGGUGAGGCCUCUGAAGACUUGGAUAAAGGGAAGCCUAGAAUACAGGAGACAGGGGAAGCGAAAGCAUGCCGAGAAGUCUCUGCACCCCAGGAUGUGCACACCACACAAGGUGCAUCACCAGCCAGAGUGGAAGAGACCAGGUCCAUAGACAUCAUUAAUGUACUACUGAAUUUUGAAAUUAAAGAGGUUAUGGUUACUUUGAUGAAAAAAGCAGAAAAGAAAGGAACACCUUUACAUGAACUGAAGAUCCUGCAUCUUGGGGUGCAAGCUAAAGUAAAGGCCCAUGACAUGACUGCUGAAGCUUACCUGAGAAGAAUUAGCGUGCGGUGCUUUGAUUUUCCUGAUUCUAAAGGUGAACCUCUGUACAUUGUCAACUCCUCUAACGUUUCUGAUGGAACCCUCCUGAAAAUGCUGUUCAUUAAGGCAGACAGCGAUGGACCAGAAUUUAAAACUGUUCAUGAUAACACCAAACAGAAGCUGAAGGUUUCGUUUUCAUCUUUGGACUUGGUGCUUCAUUUGGAAGCCUUGCUUUCCCUCAUGGAUUUUUUGUCAUCUGCUGUUCCAUCCUCGGACUCUUCUUCCUCUGGGAAAGAAUCUGGACCGAAGUCACUUGUGGGAGAAUCCAAAAGUCUUGCCAUCAAAGCUGGGCCCAGCACUUCUGAAGGUGAUGUGUUUGAUUUGAAGGUCACAGCUGAAUUAAAUGCCUUUAACAUCUUCAUUUGUGAUCAGAAGAGUAACAUAGCAGAUAUUAAAAUACAUGGAAUGGAUGCCUCUAUUUCUGUGAAGCCAAAGCAGACUGAUGUGUUUGCCAGACUUGAGAAUAUCGUAGUUAUGAAUGUUGAUUCACUGUCCAUUCACAAAAAGGCCGUCUCUAUUUUGGGAGAUGAAGUCUUCAGGUUCCAGAUGACGCUGUAUCCAGAUGCCACAGAAGGCGAGGCCUAUGGUGAUAUGUCCAAAGUGGAUGGCAAACUUAGUCUCAAAGUGGGCUGUAUUCAGAUUGUCUAUGUUCAUAAAUUCUUCAUGUCUCUUUUGAGCUUCCUCAACAAUUUCCAAACUGCCAAAGAAGCCUUGAGUACAGCCACAGUCCAGGCUGCAGAGAGAGCUGCAUCCAGCGUGAAGGACCUGGCGCAGAAGAGCUUCCGGCUUCUGAUGGACAUCAACCUGAAAGCGCCUGUCAUUACUAUUCCCCAGUCUUCUGUGUCUCCUAACGCCGUUAUAGCAGAUCUUGGCUUAAUCAGGGUUGAGAACAAGUUUAGCCUGGUUCCUGUGGAGCACUACUCUCUUCCCCCAGUGGCUGAGAAUAUGAGCAUCCAGCUUACUCAGCUGAAGCUCUCCAGAACUGUUUUACAGUUUGAUUCGCUCCAGCCUGACAUUGAAAUCUUAGAACCAGUGAAUAUGCUUUUAUCCAUACAGCGGAAUUUGUCAGCAGCAUGGUACACACAGAUUCCAGGCAUGGAGAUCAAAGGAAAGCUCCAGCCUAUGCAGGUUGCUCUCAGUCAAGACGACUUGACAGUUUUAAUGAAAAUUUUGCUGGAAAACCUUGGGGAAGCUUCUUCCCAGCCAAGCCCUACCCAGUCUGCACAGGAGGCUGCAAGAGUAAAGAGAGAUACUCGGAGUGGACCUGACUACCUUAAAGAACAAGAUUUGACAGACCCAAAGGGCCCCGUGGAUCAGACUGUCACCCUUCAGUUUGGCUUCCACUUUGACUCUCUGUCCAUUAUCCUUUACAACAAUGACAGCCACCAGGAGUCCAGACUUUCAUUUCAUAAUGAUAGUUUCCGUCUUGGCGAGCUCAGACUACACCUGAUGGCUUCUGCAGGGAAGAUGUUCAAGGAUGGGUCUAUGGAUGUCAGCCUUAAACUGAAGACAUGCACCCUUGAUGAUCUCCGAGAAGGAAUUGAGAGAGCAACAUCCAGGAUGAUCGACAAAAAGAACGGCCAAGAUAGCAAUAGUUCUAUGGUUGAUGUAAGAUAUAGACAAGAUAAAAAUGGAAGUCAGAUUGAUGCUGUUCUUGACAAGUUGUACGUGUGUGCCAGCGUGGAGUUCCUGAUGACCGUGGCAGAUUUCUUCAUCAAAGCUAUGCCUCAGAGUCCAGAAAACAUAGCAAAAGAAAUACAGAUUCCAUCAAGACAGACAGCCAUGGGGAGAGUCAAGACAGAGAAAGAUGACUCUGUAAGACCAAAUAUGACCUUGAAGGCCAUGAUCACAGACCCGGAAGUGGUGUUUGUUGCCAACCUGACAAGGGCGGACGCUCCUGCUCUGACAGCCUCAUUCCAGUGUAACCUCUCCCUGUCAACAUCCAAACUCGAGCAGAUGAUGGAAGCUUCUGUGAGAGACCUGAAAGUGCUUGCCUGCCCCUUCCUGAGAGAAAGGAGAGGGAAGAACGUCACCACGGUGUUACAACCCUGCUCUUUAUUUAUGGAGAAGUGCACAUGGGCUUCAGGGAAACAGAACAUAAAUAUCAUGGUUAAAGAGUUUGUAGUUAAGAUCUCGCCUAUAAUCCUCAAUACUGUGAUGACCAUCCUGGCUGCUAUGUCUCCAAAAGCCAAAGAAGAUGACUCGAAAGACACUGCUAAGGAGAUGGACAAUCUCUGGGCCAUCAAACCUGUUACUGAUUAUAACUCUUGGUUUCUUGGUGUUGACACAGCAACAGAAGUAACAGAAAAUUUCAGAGACUUUGAACGUCCCCUGAUAGAGGAAAACUGUGUGGUUGCUGUGGAGUCAGUUCAGGUCACCCUAGAAUGUGGCCUUGGGCAUCGCACCAUGCCCCUGUUACUGGCAGAGUCUAAGUUUUCUGGAAAUAUUAAAAACUGGACUUCUCUAAUGGCUGCUGCUGCUGACAUGACAUUAGAGGUUCACUAUUAUAACGAAAUCCAUGCUGUCUGGGAGCCACUGAUUGAAAGAGUGGAGGGGAAAACACCAUGGAGCUUAAAGCUUAAUGUGAAGAAGAACCCGAUCCAGGAUAAAAGUUUGAUGCCGGGAGAUGAUUUUAUUCCUGAGUCACAAAUGGCAGUUCAUAUUUCUUCAGGAGCUACGAUGAAUAUCACAAUAUCCAAAAGCUGUCUUAAUGUUUUCAACAAUUUAGCAAAAGGCUUCUCAGAGGGGGCUGCUUCUACUUUUGACUACUCUCUAAAAGACAGGGCUCCUUUUACAGUCAGGAAUGCCCUAGGUGUUCCCAUUAAGGUGCAGCCCAAUCGUAACCUCAAGGUGAUGGGUUCCCCAGAUAAGAGUGACAUUUAUGACGUGGACACUGGUCAGCAUUUGGAGCUGGAAUAUGACAACCUGGAACCUUCGCGUCAAGGAAAGCUGUCGAUUCUGAGCCGGCAGGAAAGUUCCUUCUUCACCCUGACCUUUGUACCACAUGGCUAUACGGAAGUGGGCAGUGUCCCUGUGGCCAGGCCUGGCCGGCGAUUGUAUAAUGUACGGAAUCCCAGUGCCAGCCGUUCUGAUUCUGUGUUGGUGCAGAUUGAUGCGACAGAAGGUAAUAAGGUCAUCACUCUCCGCUCGCCUCUGCAGAUUAAAAACCACUUCUCGAUAUCAUUUAUCAUCUACAAAUUUGUCAAGAAUGUUAAGCUGCUGGAGCGCAUUGGAAUAGCCAGACCUGAGGAGGAGUUCCAUGUCCCUUUGGAUUCCUAUAGAUGUCAGCUGUAUGUGCAGCCAGCUGGCAGGCUGGAGCAGCAGUACACACAGUCCACCACGUACAUUUCCUGGAAGGAAGAGCUUCACCGUAGCAGCGAGGUGAGGUGCAUGCUGCAGUGCCCUGCGGUGGAAGUCAACUUCUUACCGCUCAUCGUGAACACGGUCGCUCUGCCUGAUGAGCUGAGCUACAUCGGUGCCCACGGGGAAGACUGGGACCCAGCCUACGUUAUCCACCUUUACCCUCCUCUCACCUUGCGGAACCUUCUUCCGUAUUCGCUAAGAUACUUGCUUGAGGGGACUGCGGAAGCCCAGGAGCUUGCAGAAGGCAGUGCCGCCGAUGUGCUCCAAUCUAGAAUCAGUGGCGAGAUCAUGGAGCUGGUUCUGGUGAAGUACCUGGGCAAGAACUGGAGUGGACACUUCCGUAUCUGCGACACACUUCCCGAGUUCUUCCUCGUGUGCUUUUCCUCAGACACCGCGGAAGCGAUGACAGUCGACUUGUCAGUACACGUCAGGCGACUUGGCUGUCGGUUGGAGCUGUCUGUCUUCAGUCCCUACUGGCUAAUCAACAAAACUUCUCGGGUUCUCCAGUAUCGCUCUGAGGACAUACAUGUCAAACACCCGGCCGAUUUCAGGGAUAUUGUUUUAUUCUCUUUCAAGAAGAAGAACAUCUUUAGUAAAAAUAAGGUACAGUUAAAGAUUUCAACUAGUGACUGGUCCAGCGGUUUCUCACUGGACACCGUGGGAAGUUACGGGUGUGUGAAGUGCCCUGCCACCAAUAUGGAAUACCUGGUCGGGGUCAGCAUCAAAAUGAGCAGUUUCAACCUCUCAAGAAUAGUCACUCUGACUCCCUUCUGCACUGUUGCAAACAAGUCCUCCUUAGAGCUGGAAGUCGGAGAGAUUGCCUCCGAUGGCUCCAUACCGACCAACAAAUGGCACUAUGUCGCCUCUUCAGAGUGCAUUCCGUUUUGGCCUGAAAAUUUAUCCGGCAAGCUAUGUGUGAGAGUGGUGGGCUAUGAGGGAUCCUCCAAGCCGUUCUUCUACAACCAACAAGACAAUGGCACUCUAUUGAGCUUGGAAGAGUUGAAUGGAGGUAUCUUGGUGGAUAUAAACACUGCUCAACACUCAACUGUCAUAACCUUCUCUAAUUACCACGAGGGAUCCGCACCUGCCCUGAUAAUGAACCACACACAGUGGGAUGUCCUCACAUAUAAACAGAGUGGCUCACAGGAGGAAUUUGUAUUGCUGCCAAGAGAAACCCGACUCUUUGCUUGGGCAGAUCCCACUGGCACCAGGAAGCUCACAUGGAGCUAUGCAUCAAACGUUGGAGAGCAUGAUCUCUUAAAGGAUGAGUGUGGACAGUUUCCAUACGAUGCAAACAUCCAGAUCCAUUGGGUGUCCUUCCUCGACGGGCGCCAGAGGGUUCUCCUUUUUACGGAUGAUGUUGCUUUGGUUUCCAAAGCACUCCAGGCAGAAGAAAUGGAACAGGCUGAUCACGAAGUAACCUUGUCUCUCCACAGCCUUGGGCUUUCUCUGGUUAACAAUGAAAUAAAGCAGGAAGUCUCAUACAUUGGAAUCACCAGUUCAGGUGUUGUUUGGGAGAUGAAACCGAAGCAGAAAUGGAAGCCCUUUAGCCAGAAGCAGAUAAUGUCACUGGAACAGUCCUAUCAGAAGCAUCUUGUUUCACAAGACCGUGGCUGGAUUAAACUGGAUAGCAAUUUUGAGGUCAAUUUUGACAAAGUUCCGAUGGAAAUGCGGCUUCCUAUCCGGUGCCCUAUUAAACGGGACUUCUUAUCAGGGAUUCAGGUUGAGUUUAAGCAAUCUCCUCACCAGAGAAGCUUAAGGGCCCGGUUAUACUGGCUCCAGGUUGACAAUCAGUUACCAGGCACAAUGUUCCCAGUGGUAUUUCAUCCUGUGGCUCCUCCCAAAUCCAUUGCUUUAGAUUCAGAGCCCAAACCGUUCAUCGACAUGAGUGUGAUCACAAGGUUCAACGAGUACAGUCAGGUCUUACAGUUCAAGUAUUUUAUGGUUCUCAUCCAGGAAAUGGCUUUAAAAGUUGAUCAGGGGUUCCUUGGAGCUGUGAUUGCACUGUUUACCCCAACAACUGCCCCUGAAACUGAAAGGAAGCGGACAAAGUUAAUCCAACAAGAUAUUGAUGCUCUCAACACAGAGUUAAUGGAGUCUUCCAUGACUGAUAUGUCGAUCCUGAGUUUCUUCGAACAUUUUCAUAUAUCUCCUGUUAAGUUGCAUUUGAGUCUGUCUUUGGGUUCCGGAGGUGAGGAAUCAGACAAAGAGAAACAGGAAAUGAUUGCAAUUCAUUCUGUGAACCUGCUGUUGAAAAGCAUAGGUGCCACUCUGACUGAUGUGGAUGACCUCAUAUUCAAACUUGCUUAUUAUGAGAUCCGCUAUCAGUUUUACAAGAGAGAUCAGCUCAUGUGGAGUGUUGUUAGACACUACAGUGAACAGUUCCUGAAGCAGAUGUAUGUGCUUGUAUUGGGCUUAGACGUGCUUGGAAACCCGUUUGGACUGAUCAGGGGCCUGUCUGAAGGAGUUGAAGCACUGUUCUACGAGCCCUUCCAGGGUGCUGUUCAAGGCCCUGAAGAAUUUGCUGAAGGAUUAGUGAUUGGGGUAAGAAGUCUCUUUGGACACACAGUAGGUGGUGCCGCGGGAGUCGUGUCUCGAAUCACUGGUUCUGUUGGGAAGGGCCUGGCAGCAAUUACAAUGGACAAAGAGUAUCAGCAGAAGAGAAGAGAGGAGAUGGGUCGACAGCCUAAAGAUUUUGGAGACAGUCUGGCCAGAGGAGGGAAGGGCUUCCUGCGAGGAGUUGUUGGCGGGGUGACUGGAAUAAUAACAAAGCCUGUGGAAGGAGCCAAGAAGGAGGGCGCUGCUGGUUUCUUUAAAGGAAUUGGAAAGGGGCUCGUGGGUGCCGUGGCUCGUCCAACUGGUGGAAUCAUAGAUAUGGCUAGCAGCACCUUCCAAGGCAUUCAGAGGGCAGCAGAAUCCACUGAGGAGGUGUCCAGCCUCCGUCCACCUCGUCUGAUCCACGAAGACGGCAUCAUCCGUCCAUAUGACAGGCAGGAAUCUGAGGGCUCCGACUUGUUAGAGAACCAUAUCAAGAAGCUGGAAGGUGAGACCUACCAGUUCCACUGUGCUGUUCCUGGACACAAGAGGACAGUCCUUAUGAUUACAAACAGGCGGGUGCUGUUUAUAAAGGAAGUUGAAAUCCUAGGCCAUAUGUCUGUGGACUGGCAGUGUCUGUUUGAAGAUUUUGUGUGUCCUCCUGGAGUCAGUGAAAACCUGCUGAAGAUUUCAGUUAAGGAACAGGGUCUGUUCCAAAAAAAAGACAGUGUCAAUCAAGGCUGUCUUCGGAAAAUUUACCUGAAGGAUUCUGUCACAGCCAAGAGAGCACUUGACGCCCUUGAGAGCGCACAGUCGUCCAGGCACCAACAGAAGCUGAUGAAGCAGCCUUCCCUCCGGCUCCUCAGACCCCAAGUUCCAUCCUGACCACAGCCUUUACCGGACUUCUGAGAGGGAAACGGUCACUUCAAAAGUCCUGCGAAAGAGAACAUUUCCAGCAGUUCCUUGAUUUGUUUUUUUUCUGGGAAAUCCAGCACUGUGUUUUCCUUUUGGACUCUUAUUUUGAGUUUGGGUUUUGCAACUCGGCAUAUAUCAGGAGUCUGUUGCUACACCAUGUAGGUCAGACCUCAAAGAAAUACCACUUGAGACUCAGAGGGAAAUGUUCAUUAAUAUUAAAAUUGGGAAACAAAGAGUGCUGGGCUUGUUUUUAAUGAGUCUGUACUGAAGAAAGGAGGUUUUAAAAUGAGUAGUGUUCUCUGAAAGUUUUAACCACACAAAUAGUGGACCCUCUGACCUUUGUUUAAAGGUAAUUUGUGCAAUAAUUGACCCGAGAGAACACUUUUGGUAAACCGGGGAACUGACCAAAGAAAUUCAAAGGGAGAGAUGGCAUGUUUUUAUUUUUGUUUUUGUUUUUCGUGAAAACAUUUUUCUCCUAAUAGGAUGAGUUUUACAUCGGUGUUUCCCCUCCUUUCCUGCUACUUACAGAAUGUGGGCAGUCUGGAAUCUUCGGGGAGCCGUACUCCAUUAUCUGUAGUGAGACCCUCCCUGGAUAUUGGAGUGGCUGCUUUUUCAGGAUGCAUUCACGGGCACAGUUACAUUUUUUUCUGGGAAGUGAAAACAAUUUACUGUAAGCUUCUCAGCAUUCAGAAAUGUUUAAAGCACAGUAUUUUUUAUAUUUCCAGAAAUUUAUUUUAGAAUUUAUAAGACUGCUAAGAGCGCCAUAAGUUAACAUAUGAUGCUAAUGCAUACCUGUAAAUGUCUUUUAAAUACUUGCUAAGAAGAAUGUAAAAUCUUUACUUGCUUUAUUAUGUUAGUUUUUAUAAAUGUCAGUAUAGAGUUGGAAGCAGGUGUUCCCUGUGUGCGCCGGUCAGCACAAGUUCCUGUCCUUCCUCCCCUCUCUAGUACGGGUUAUAUAUGGCUGCCUGGUGACUCUGAGACACUUUGUCUUCUUGGAUGAACCUUUAGCUUUGAUCAGGGUGUUGAAUAUGGCAUUUGGAUGAAGGCGUGGGUGCUCUGGGCCUGCUCUGCCUGUGUUGAGGUGUGACCCUCCUUUCACAUAGUAGGCUGUGCUUCUGAGACGGCACGAGAAGACGUCUUAGUUCCCCCACUGCUGCCCGUCCUGUUUCUCUAAGGGAGGGCAGAGCUCAGUGUCUGAUUUGUGGUAGUUGUUGAAUUUCCAAUUAAAUUCUUUACCCCCCAACCUUCUUCUUUCUUUCUUUUGAUAGGGUCUCACAAUGUAGCCCAGGCUGGCCUUUAACUCACUGAGAACUGCCCACCUCUGCCUCCCAAAUUCUGGGAUUAAAGGUGCACGCCACUCCGCCUGGCUUAAUACCUUUAUUCCUGUUAAGAAAAUCAUCACAUGUGAAAUGCAUAGCUUUAAACCUAAUUGAACUUUCUAGAACUAGAAGCCGGAGAUAAGUCUUCUAGCAAGUCCAGCAGCAUCCUGUGUCUUUAAAAAUGACUUAACCAGGAAUUUGAAUAUCUGAUUACAUUUUUUCAUGUUAACCAUAGCUGUUGAUGGUAUCAUAAAUAUUUCCGGCAUUAUUUUGCACUGGUGGUUUAUUCCAGAAACAGGUAUGCAGGUCACUGGACUGAGAACAAUUAAAUCUAUAAACCUACUGUCUUAGUUGAUUACCUUCAAGUAUCUGUGACUUUUUUGUUUGAUGCAAUUUCCUCGGACAGAAGUAACCCACUGGUUGGAUGUAAUUAGGUAUAGUGUGUUUUUAAAAAUGCAUUUAGAGGCAGUGACUUGCUUAUAAAGUUCUGAGAGAAAUAAAGCAUUUGGUACGUUGCUUA